Eublepharis macularius is the source of this 1417-nucleotide messenger RNA. Its product is annotated as CMP-N-acetylneuraminate-beta-galactosamide-alpha-2,3-sialyltransferase 2-like. The transcript has 7 exons. Gene Ontology annotation, molecular function: beta-galactoside (CMP) alpha-2,3-sialyltransferase activity. NCBI's taxonomy places the organism in Eukaryota, Metazoa, Chordata, Lepidosauria, Squamata, Eublepharidae. The record is from RefSeq and is a predicted model, not a curated record. Bases 431 to 1417 code for a protein of 328 amino acids.
UGUCUGUGUAAGGAUUUCCAGUUUGCUUUGAGAAUGUUGGAUUUACACUCUGAGAAUGGUGAUCAAUGAAAAAUAAUUCUUUGUCAGCACUAGAGCCUCGUGUGGAUGUGACUCUUCCCACGCAGACCAGCCAUCUGGUUGCGUGAUGCCUUAAGUGUAACUCAAGCACACAGAGCCUUUCAGUUGGCAGGAGUCGCCCUGGCUGACUUUAUGGAGAAUGAAUGGAAUCUGCCAUUUCUUGCUUUGUCAGUUAAUGAGUUCCAAAGUUUCCAUCUUUCUGGAGCAUCCUCUAACCAACAAGCAAUCCAGUCAUUAUAUAUGAGAACAAAGGGUCAGCAUGAACAGUCAAGCUAAACCACACCAAUUGUUAGUUUUGCUUCCUGGAAAAGUACUAAACUAUAAGAUGCAAACUGAACUAGCAGAGUGAAGGAUGCUGUGUAGAAAAAAGCAGUGGGGCAUUGUGGCCCUAUGCCUUAUGGUUUCCAUGUGGAAGAUUUACAAGUCUGUAUACCUGGGAUGUUCCUCUUCCUCAAACAGCCUUGGAGAAUGGUCAGUGGUAGAGUCCCUCUGGGAGGGAAAGCCUUGCAACUAUAACAGAUGUUUUAAUCUUGGCAAAUCGGACUGGUUCUGUGAACACUUCAAUGCUUCUGUAGACUGCCUGCUGAAUCCUGAAAAUCCAGUGGUCCCCUCAGGGGUCCAGCAGUGGUGGCUGAAGCUGCAAGGAUCACAGGAUGGGAGCCAACUCCUAGAGAUAACAAAACAAUUGUUUGACAUCCUUUCAUCUCCCAAUGCUAGUGUUCGGGAUACUGUCCACUGUGGAACAUGUUCUGUGGUGGGAAAUUCAGGGAAUCUGAGGGGCUCCCAAUAUGGUAAAAAGAUCGACUCCCACAAUUUUGUGCUGAGGAUGAACAAAGCACCAACUGCAGGCUUUGAGGAAGAUGUUGGUGCAAGAACCACCCACCAUUUCAUGUAUCCAGAGAGUGCUGUCAACCUCCAUCCUGGAGUCCAUCUGGUGCUUGUCCCUUUCAAACCCCUGGAUCUCAAAUGGCUGGCCAGUGCCCUUUCCUCAGGAGAUAUUCACAGCACAUACAAACGAGUGAAACGAUUAAUCAAAGCAGAUAAAAGCAAGGUCCUAAUCCUGAACCCCACUUUCCUGAAAUACAUCCACGAUAAGUGGACCAAGAACCAUGGAAAGUAUCCUUCCACCGGAUUAAUUGCAUUGAUCUUUGCUAUCCACACUUGUACCCAGGUCUCUGUGUUUGGUUUUGGAGCAGACAGCAGUGGGAACUGGCACCACUACUGGGAAGAGAACCACAAUGCUGGAGCAUUUCACAAGACUGGGGUGCAUAAUGCUGUUUUUGAACAAAGGCUCAUCGAACGACUAGCAAUGGAAGGCAAAGUGUCCGUUUACAAGUAG